AAAGAGAGGGUUGGUUUAUAUAAUGAAUACAAAACUAACUGUGAUUAGCAUAUUUCUAGUUUUAUUCUUUGGUCAAAACUUACCAUGAAUAAUCUACUAAAAUACUAGUUUUUUUGAUAAUUUAAAAGAAAUUCCCCUUUUAGGGGGCAAAACAAAUUGAGGUAGAUCAGUUUUUGUGACACCAAACAGCUGUCGCGACUUCUGUCUCGUUUUCUUUCCACUCUGGCCCUCCUCCUUGUCGUCUCCCUUUGGGCUGUGAAAUGAGGUUAGCAUGUUGUUUCAGUUUCACCUUUUAGUUCUUUGUCUUAGCGUGGGCGGUCGGUCGGUCGGUCGGUUGGUUGGUCGUCUAAAAGGUUUAUUGCCAUGUAAAAUGCAACAACAGAAGAAAUAAUUGCAAAUACAAACUGCAAACUGCAACACCAGGCCAAGAAAUCGAGGUUAUUCGGGGUAAUUGGCACGAAUUUGUUUGCCAACUUGAAAUAUGGUUAGUUUUCUAGGGGUUCAGAGGGCGGUAAGAAAAAAGGGUCCGAAAAUAACAACCCACUUUAAGGCAUAUUAGAAUGCAUAAGUGAUGAGGGUCCGGAAGUAACAGCCCACUUAAAAGUGGAUUAGAAUGCAUAAAUGAUAAGUGUUUUUUGGUUUAAAAGAGAUAUUUUCAGGAUUCUUUUUUAAGAAAUUUCCCCAAAUUUACAUUUUUGUAAGUGCUUAGAUCUGGGUAAUUAAUAGUUCCUACAAUUUCCUAAAGAAAAUUCCUAAAAUAUUUCCCCCACUGCAACCAGUAAAACCUAUUUAUAAUGCUUUACCCUAACCCAACUUCGGAAUGACCUGCUCCCUCUCACCUUAUAUGGCCACAAAUGUGAGAUAUUUAUGCUAAACAAGUCAAUCUUUAUGGCUCCACAUAAAUGCUUUAUCUGGGAACUCAUAAACUGGAAUAGUUCUCGGGCUAGUAGCGCGUGUGCAUUCAUUAUAUGAGAUCCCCCCAUUAAUGCUCAGAUAUUUCAUUUCUGAACCCUCAAGAAAAAAAAACACAUUCUUACAGUUUGGGUUUUAAGCGAUUUGGGCAUUGAAAGAUGCAUCAUAAAACGUGCCUGCCACUGCAUAAAGAUUCCAAAAUAUUGCAGUUGAAAAUAGAAAUUUGUUAUUGAAGUUGUUUAUUUCACUUACUUUCAAUUUUCAUCAUAAUUUUCCAACGAAACGAAACAAGUUGCACAGGGUACAUGUGUAUACGUAAGACAGGGUCUCUGGUUGUUGUUAUUCAGCUGUUUAUUAGACAAGUUUGUUGGUGAAAGUUGUUGUUGUUGUUAAUGUUGCUGCUGCUGCAUUUGCCAUGCUCCAUUGACAAAAUUGUUCAUAGAUCAAUGAGUCUUGCGGUCAAGUUGUUUUGGACUUCUGUGUUCGGGUCUUUGAGGGAUUUGUGCCUUUUGGUUUUAAAUAGAUUUUUUGUUUUCGAAGAAAAUGCUGUAAAAUAUUAGUUUGCUUAAAGAAAAAGAUCUUAAAAAUAAUAAUAUAGCCUCUUUGGCUUUUCCCUUAUGAGAACAAAAGUGUUCUCAUUUCUUAGCUAGAAAAAUAUGUAAGGCAAAUAAAUUCUAAUUUAUUAUGACAAGCCACUUAAACCCAUUUGACAUGAGCAAGUGUGCAGAAUUGUCUUCUUCGCAGACUUAUUUUUCUCUUAAUUUGUAUAAUUCCCGUUUCUGGGCUCUCUCUGAAUCACACAAUUUAUUAUAAACAAUUUAAAAGAAGAUGAAAAAUACAAAUUCAUGACACAUUUCUAGCGAUGGAUUGAAUCAUUGUCUGAGUAUAAAGAGAGAGAUAGAGAGACAGAGCAAAGACUAGAUUAUGCAAUUCUUUCAGUUACGGCAGAAGAAUUGCAUGCACCAACAGUUUUUCCCCUCCAUCUUUCCAUAGCUCUGCUGUUUUUAUCUACACGAAGUUCAUCAAUUCAACUUGGAAAUUAAACUUAGCCAGAAGCCCAGCAGCAGAAGAAGAAGUAACCAAAGUCAGUCGUGUAGAAAGAAGAUGAGACUGUAGUUGGGGAGAAGAAGAGUUGCUGGCAGGGAAAGGCAGGGUUAGAGAAUUGCAAAGACUGUCUUCGUCGGUGCUUCUUUUGUGUUUUGUUUAUCUUUUUGUGCAAGCGCACAUUUCCUGCAUGAAAUACAGAAAAAUUCUUUAUGGUUUUCCACCAUUCUAUGCCUUUGUUUCCAGUCGAUUUCUUGCUCUGCUUUCUGCAUCUCUCUCUCUCUCUCUCUCUCUCUGUCUCUCUGUAUGGUAUCCAUCCCAAUCGAAAUACAAAACCAAAUCUGAAUUCAAAUCCCAAACAAUUACCUUUCAAUUUGUUAAGAAUUGUGCUAAAGGCCAUCGCCAAACAAAAGAAGAAAUAAUCAUUUGCUAAGCUUGUAUUUAUUUUCUUUUCUUUUCCGACUAUUAUUUUUCUGCAUAAUUUUAUUUAACUGCUUGGAGGGAGAAUGAAAAUUCCUUUUGUUAGCUUGGUGAACUUUGCUUUCAGUUCAAGAAACUCAUUUUUGGAGAGCAGAAAAAGAAAUAAAGAAAGAAAUUCGUGGGGGACAAUCUUUGUAAAGAGAUCUGCAGAAGAAUUGUUCUGCUUAUAAUUAUGCAAGGAGAAUUUCUUAAUGGGAUUGUUAUGGGAAGUUGUUGGGAGUUGUUGAAGAUCUUUUAUGAAGAAAUGUUAUUAGAGUUCUGUACUGUAGGUUCGGUAGAAAGGAGAAGGUUGAGGAAGAUUACUCUUUAGUUAUUAAUAACAAAGAAAAAACUAACAAAAAUGUGUAGAAAUAAAAGCAAAAAAUGUAAUACAAAUAUAUCAAUUUUAAAGCCACAACUUUAACCGUGAUAAUUCGACAUAUUUUUAAUAAAAUUAAUUUAACCCAAAGCCAAGCCUUAAAAAUGCCCAGAAAAGUGCCUUAAAACCGAGAGAGAGAUGUAAAAAACAAAGCAACCCAAAAAUAUCUGAUCUAUGUGCCUACAAAACUAAGACAAAACAAAAACCGUCUUCCCACUCAAAUGAAAAAUCACAAAAAAAAAAGAAAGUGCAAAAAUAAAACAAAUACAGCCCCCCAACUAGUGCCACGCCCCAGGAUAACCAUUUAGCCAAAUAAGACAACAAAUUCCCCAAUAAAAAAAACAUCAAAAAAUAAAUAAAAACAAAAAGCAAAUCAUGAGUAGUCAACCUGCCAGCCAGCCCGAUAGCAUUGACUUAGCCUAUGAUAUGUGGGCGGGCCAAUUCGAGUUCGUAGGACCCACAACAAAUCAGCAAAGCAGCAAGAACAACAACAACAAUAGCAAUAGCAGUAAUCUAAACAACAACAAGUGCCGAAUUGGAGCCACACAAAAUCGGAAAUUAUCAACGGAUAGCCUGGAGGAUUUGAAUCUAAGCUUUAAUACGAGCGCCACGCAAAAUCCGUUAAGUAACGCCUACAGUUUGGGAGUCACUAGCAGCGGCGGUGGUGGUAGUGGUAAUGAAUACUGUGGCUUUGGCAAACAUCCGCCCAUACUGAUCGAUCAGGAGACCUUCCUUAGCUUAAAUCCAGCUGACUUUGAGGACAUUGUGCCAUCGAAUUCAGAGCCCAAUUCAUUGGUCUUCAUUGAGAACAAACUUGAGACGAACAACAAUAGCCUCGAAUCGAACAACAACAAUAAUCAUAUCAACAAUAAUAAUAAUAACAAUAAUAAUAAUAAUAGUAAUAAAAUCUACAAUUUGGAGAAUCUGACAAGUAAAUUCAAUAACAAGACCAAUAAUACAAACACAAACGGUUUCAAAUUGGAAAACCUGAAGAAUUUCAAGAACAAACUACUCUGUGAUUUCGAGGAUACCAACGGCAGUGGUGGAGGUGUUAGUGGUGGUGCCGUCGGCAGUGGAGGAUCAGGACCUGUUGGCAUGAUGAGUGGUGCACUCAGUGCCGAGAUUUGCGAUAAUCUCAAUGAGCAACUGGAACUGCUGCAGCGCAAGGUGGAUGAUCUGUCAGAUACUCAGAAUAUAGCUGAAGAUAGGACAACCCGCACCAAGACCGAAUAUGCAGUUCUCCAGGCGCGAUAUCACAUGCUCGAAGAGCAGUACCGAGAGUCGGAACUGCGUGCCGAAGAGCGUUUGGCCGAGGAGCAGAAGCGACAUCGCGAGAUCCUGGCCCGCGUGGAGCGCGAAGCUUCGCUGCAGAACGAGAACUGCCAGAUGAAGAUCCGUGCCACCGAAAUUGAGGCAUCGGCACUGCGCGAAGAAGCCACUCGAUUGCGAGUCUUGUGCGAUAAGCAGGCCAAUGACUUGCAUCGCACCGAGGAGCAAUUGGAACUAGCCAAAGACCAGAUCGGUGUCCUGCAGCAGGAGCAAGAAGAGCAGACACAAGCUCUGCGCCGUCACGAGCAGGAAAAGAAAUCCGCCGAGGAGUUAAUGAUGGAGUUAAGUCGUGAACUGCAGCGUGCCCGCGAGGAGAGUGGAGCCCGGGCUAUGCCAACAACAUCACCGGAGAGCAUAAGACUGGAGGAGCUGCAUCAGGAGCUCGAAGAGAUGCGCCAGAAGAAUCGAUCCCUCGAAGAGCAAAACGAGGAGUUGCAGGCCACCAUGCUGACCAACCAGGCCACCAUGUUGACGAAUGGCGUGGAGCAGGGUCGCCAUCUGCUGAAUGGAACCCUCAACAGUUUGGCCCAAGAGCUGGAGGAGAUGUCACAAGCCCAGGAUUCUGUGGAUUCAGCCACAUUAGCAUCCUUAAGUCAGCUGCAACAGGCCUUCCAGGAAAAGGAGGACGAAAAUGCUCGGCUCAAGCACUACAUUGAUAGCAUUCUACUCAACAUCGUGGAGAACUAUCCUCAGCUGCUGGAGGUCAAGCCCAUGGAACGGAAGUAGAGCAGCAGCAGCAGGAGCAGCAGCAGCAGCCAAUCUGGAAGAACAAACCAAUCCCCUGGUACUCGAUGGGAGUGCCACAACCACCUAACAUUAACUAAAAAGAAUAAACUAACUAAACCAUAUGUUUUAAGCUACACUCUAUAUACAUGUAUUUAUGCCUAACCUUAAGUCGUAAUUUAUUUUAUAACAAUUUAAUGUAGUUUUUUAAAACCAAAACAACACAGAGAACACAAAGAUUGCAUGUCAAAAUAAUGAUGAUGAGAAGAAAAAAAAAGUCCUUAAUUCGAUUAGAAAAUUUGUUUUUGUAUAAAGAGUUUCUAAAAAUGUGUAAAAGUUGAAUUUCCUUCGUUUCUAGUUCUGAGUUUUUGUAUAGUGCGUGUUGUUGAUCCCUAAAGAUAUUAAUUAUAAAUAAUGUUUAGAACUUAAGUCGUAAAAACUCGUUUACUUAUUAAUGAAAUGGAGCCCAAUAUGUUAAUGCUAAUUGCUGGAAAAUCUGAAUGCGAAUGUGUAUAGCUUGGAUGUGAAGUGGUUAAUGUUUGAUAGCAGAUAUUUUCCGAAUUUUGUUAAGGCAGCUAAGAAGAUUUUUGCUAGGAAAAAGUUUUCCAUAUUUCCAACUACUUCCUCUCUACUUCUUGUAAACUAUUUCUAACACUUUCUAUAUCUUUAUCUGCACUCUCAGAGAAGAUCUUGCUUAGUUUGCCUCUCUAAAGUAGUUACAAACAAAAAAAAAUCUAUCAAAAAAUUUGCGUUUAUGGUAUGGACAAUCCCAGAAUACGAAGACGAAGUUUUAGUUUGAUUGUGGAUCUAAACGAAAGCAAUUAUCACUAUAUAUCAUAACCCACAAACAUACAUAUGUCGAUGUAUAGCACAGUUAAAACGUAAUCUUACUCUGCAUAUAUAACCCAACAUGAAAUGGACAUAAUGUGCAACAACAUUUAGGGAUGGGCCAUGAUAGCUCCAAAAACGAAAGCGAUCCCUAAUAGUCUAAGCUAAAGGAAAAACUCAAGCGGUCAACCCUAAAAUAGUUAUUAUAUAAUAUUCAAGAAAACUCAAGAAUCGAUAUGAAAUCGUUAAUCAAAAUGUAAUUGCCUUAAACGGAAGUUUUUAAAGUGUUUUUAAGGCCUAGUUAACUCUAAUAAAAAAGUCCAUAAAGUAUGUUUUAUGACUAUGACUACUGAGUAAUAUGGAAUUUUAAAUGUAAUUUACCAGAUGCAAGUCACAGAACUUAAAUCAAAAUAAAACGAAGAAUAUUUUAUAAACAAAAAAA
Drosophila eugracilis is the source of this 6116-nucleotide messenger RNA. It is a transcript of the gene nuf, whose product is annotated as rab11 family-interacting protein 4B. Gene Ontology annotation, cellular component: recycling endosome membrane; midbody; cleavage furrow. Bases 3170 to 4849 code for a protein of 559 amino acids. Lineage: Eukaryota; Metazoa; Arthropoda; Insecta; Diptera; Drosophilidae. The transcript is spliced from 6 exons. The record is from RefSeq and is a predicted model, not a curated record. Gene Ontology annotation, biological process: endocytic recycling; regulation of cytokinesis.